AGAGGCCAUGUUUUCCCAGCAGCCCCAGGACCUGGUGGUGGUGGCGGGCCAGCCAGUGACCCUGCCCUGCUCUAUCCCUGGUUACAACGGCGUUGUCCUCUGGAUCAAGGACGUCGCCCUGGGCGUGGGCCGGGACCUUUCGGGCUACCCCCGCUACACGGUGAUUGGAGACCACAGUACAGGAGAGCAUCACCUGCGUAUCCAGCGCGUGGAGCUGAUGGACGACGCUAUAUUCGAGUGCCAGGCCAUCCAGGCCGCCAUGAGGUCCCGCCCUGCAAGGCUCACCGUGCUGGUGGCCCCUGAGGAUCCAGUGAUCAGUGGGGGUCCUGUGGUGAGCCUCAGAGCAGGCGAUCCACUCAACUUGACCUGCCACGCCGACAACGCCAAGCCGGCCGCCUCCAUCAUCUGGAUCCGGAACGGGGAGGUCCUGAACGGGGCCAUGUACUCCAAGACGCUGCUGCGGGACGGCAGGAGGGAGAGCACGGUGAGCACCCUGUACCUGUCCCCCACCAACAUGGAGACGGGCCAGCAGAUCAUCUGCAAGGCCUCCAACAAGGCCGUCCCCAACGGCAAGGAGACCAGUGUCACCAUCGACAUCCAACAUCUACCACUUGUCAAUCUUUCAGUGGAGCCGCAGCCAAUUCUGGAGGGCAACCUGGUGAAAUUCCACUGCUCAGCAAAGGCCAACCCUCCGGUCACCCUCUACCGGUGGGCGAAGGGGGGCAGCGUCAUCAAGGAGGUGUCCGGAGACACCUAUGAGGUCAUCGUGGACCACUCCUUCUUCACCGAGCCCGUCUCGUGUGAGGUGACCAACGCCCUCGGCAGCACCAACAUCAGCCGCAACGUCGACGUUUACUUUGGUCCCCGGAUGGCUGCUGAGCCCCAGUCGUUGCAGGUGGACCUGGCCUCCGAUGCGGUGUUCAACUGCGCAUGGACGGGCAACCCUUCCCUCACCAUUGUGUGGAUGAAAAGGGGCUCCGGCGUGGUUCUGAGCAAUGAGAACAUUCUGACACUCAAAGCAGUGAGACAAGAAGAUGCUGGGAAAUAUGUGUGCCGCGCUGUUGUUCCACGUGUGGGUGCGGGAGAGAAGGAGGUCUCCCUAACUGUCAACGGUCCUCCGACCAUCUCCAGUACCCAGACACAGCAGGCUCUGCACGGGGAGAAAGGACAGAUCAAAUGCUUCAUCCGGAGCACCCCACCGCCAGACCGCAUCGCCUGGUCCUGGAAGGAGACGGUGCUGGAGUCGGGCACGUCCGGCCGCUACACGGUGGAGACGGUCAGCACGGAGGAAGGGGUCAUCUCCACGCUCACCAUGAGCAACAUCGUGCCCGCCGACUUCCAGACCAUCUACAACUGCACGGCGUGGAACAGCUUCGGCUCCGACACGGAGAUCAUCCGGCUGAAGGAACAAGAGUCCCUGCCCGUGGCGGUGAUCAUCGGAGUGGCGGUCGGAGCGUUCGUGGCGUUCAUUGUCCUCAUGGGCACCGUCGGAGCGUUCUGCUGCACGCGCUCACAGAGAAAAGAUGCGCACCUGGUGAUGCCCACUCUGCCUGUCUCCAUCUGUGCUCACCAGAGAGAACUUGCAAGCAAAAUUAAGACAGAAAAUCAUAAAGGGGCCGCGUCAGCCAAGAACGACAUCCGCGUGGAGAUCGUUCACAAAGACCACAACGCUGCUCGCGAGAGCGAGGACCACGCCUCCAUGAAGCAGCUGAUGGUGGAGCGAGGGGACUUCCAACAGGAGUCUGUGCUGAAACAGCUGGAGGUGCUGCAGGAGGAAGAGAAGGAGUAUCAACACAUCAAGGACCCCACCAACGGCUACUACAGCGUCAACACCUUCAAAGAGCACCACACCCCCGCGGUCGCGGGCAACCCGCCGGCCGAGGCCUCCCGCAACCCCGCCGGCGCCAGCAGCACCCUGGGCAAGCAGCGGGUGCCCACGGGCAUGUCCUUCACCAACAUCUACUCCACCCUGGGCGCGGGCCCCAACCGCCUGUACGACUACAGCCAGCGCUUCGUGCUGGGCAUGGGCAGCAGCUCCAUCGAGCUGUGCGAGCGCGAGUUCCAGCGGGGCUCGCUGAGCGACUCCAGCUCCUUCCUCGACACGCAGUGCGACAGCAGCGUCAGCAGCUACAGCAAGCAGGACGGCUACGUGCAGUUCGACAAGGACAGCAAGGCGUCCGCCGCCUCCUCCUCCUCCCACUACUCCCAGUCCUCGUCCCAGAACUCGGACCUCACCAAGCCCCUGCAGAAGCGCAUGCAGACCCACGUUUGACCCGGUACACAACCACCCCCCCCCGCCAACCACCUCCGCCAUUCACUCCCCCCCCCCCCAUCCUACCCCAACCGUAACACCCCACCCCCCAAGGGACGGUCGAGUAAGGAACGACUUACCUAUCGACCGCGCAAUUCAACGGGGCCACCAGGGCUCCGUCAUACUAAGACUUUCUCAAUGAACCCGGGUUUGUAAAUCGUUGUCGUGUUUUCUUGUGCCGCCAGAUACAAUAAUCUGGUCGCGGCUUUGAUUCACUUGUCGAUCAGACUUCUAAAUGCCCCCCCCCCCCAAGCAGUGGAUCAAGAAGCAUUACACCCCCCCUUCAAAGUUUACUCAUUGACCGGGUCUCUUUUUCUUUCCCUUUUUUUUUUUGUCAACCCUCUUACGGGAAUUAGUGCCACUUGGAGGUUAAUUGCCAACUACACGGAGACAACAGAAAUGAGGGGAUUUCAAUACAGAGCCUAAUUGGAGAAUGGAGGAAAAGUCCUCUCAAGAGCGCGACAAUCAGGCCUUCUGGUUGAAGAAGUAUUGGGAGACUUAUUUGGGCGAUUGCCAUUGAAAAACGUGGAGUCUUGUCAAUGGGGGGAAGAGACACUCGUAAGAACGUGUGCAAACAUCAUGAGAUCCUUCGGCUGCUUUUCAAAACACAUGCUGAAUGUUGAAGUGUGUACAUUGUUAAACUGCCCCCCCCCCCUUCCCGUUCUUAAAACAAUGGGGCUCCGCUCGACUGGCUUAUCAAACCUCAUCUCCUAAGUAGGUGGAAUAAGAUGAAACGUUCCACAUGUGCCCACAGACUUCCCAAACAAUUAUGAGGAUGCCUAUUUCCUCGGGCAUCUGGGGCCCCUCGGAAAAAGGCAGAUAGGAGCGACCGGGAUGUGGUAAUAAAUCCCGGAGUCAUCACUUAGCGUUUGCCGUCGCGAGAUAAAGGAAUAUCAGUGUGUGUUAUGCAUUUUCUCAUUUCCUCCCUCGCGUCCUAAUGUUUCCGAAGUUUGGGAUGUGAGUCAUUUGGGAGCAGCUUCAAAUGAGAAGUGUAAAUCGCCUUGUGACUCGAGGGGUCUGACUACUUGACACUGUCACAGACUGUGGCAGUAGGAGGAAGACAGAGGACCCUUCCAUCUUUUUUCCCUCGAUAAUGAUAAAGCUACAUCCUCCUUGUUGCUCCCAGAUCUUCUUGUGAUAGAAGGGCACAACUUCCUGCCCCCAGGGAAGGAGAACCCUGCCUACACGCACACACACACACACACACAGAAACACACACAGAGGCGAUGAAAAUGUGACGUCCCUUUACGAGGAAGUGAUUUUUCCUGUAUAUGUCGCAGAGCAUCACUCAUAUUCCGCAAGGGAACCGAAAUGUAAACAUUAUUGUUGAGCGGAGUUUGUUAUUGUGUGGCUAGUAAAACCACUGUUUACACUCUAUAUCUAUACCGUACUCUUUUCUACUAUUUUAUUUUUUUGUUAAUUUAACAGAAUUACAGAUGUUGGUGGCAUGAGUCUUUAAUGUGAACAUAGUUAUUUUCUUAUUUGUUUUGUACCAUCUUUACUUUACCAUCUCUUCAACUGACACUAUUUAUUUUAGUUGAGAGCAAGUGCACAUGAACUCAAUUACUAUACAAAAAAAGGUCUGAAUUGACUGUAAGUCUCUUUUGGAUUAUAGUGUCUGCUUAAUGGUAAAUGGCCUGAUUAAAGUGCACGUACGUUACAGAAAUCCUCAUUUGAGAAUUUGAUCCAGAAUACUUUGAUACACUUUUAUAGGAGAGAGAGAGAGAGAGAGAGAGAGAGAGAGAGAGAGAGAGAGAGAGAGAGAGAGAGAGAGAGAGAGAGAGAGAGAGAGAGAGAGAGAGAGAGAGAGAGAGAGAGAGAGAGAGAGAGAGAGAGAAAGAGAGAGAGAUGUCCCUACAUUCAAAUGCAAGCUAUUGUUAUUGUACAUAUGACCUGUGUCUAGAGCUCAAGGUUGCUCCUCCAAGCACUAGGUGACCAGCCCUCGUUGGAUCAGGGUGACUCUUUGAGCGUUUAACAGAGUUUUUGUCUGCCCUCCAGCCAUGAUUGUAUCAUACUGUAUAUCAAUUGAUUCCAGCCAUCAUGCAAAAAGAAAACAUUUAAAAGCUAUUCAAAUGUCUGGAGACUUUCAAGAUCACGUCCAAUCCUGUUUUAUGGAAUCAAUUUGAACCGUACAUGAUUACAUUUUUGAAAACUGAAUAGAAUUUCCGGGAAAAAAACAUUGAAACGCAAUAUACAGUAAAAUUGCUCUUUAACGGUCAUUCACAGUGAGGUCAUUUCCUAUUCGUCGAUUCAUGGACGGCAAAACCAUUAUCCCAAUUCCAGAUAUCUUUUGUUUGUUUCUUGUUUUGUUAUUUUUCCAGUAAAAUUAGGUAGACUGAAGGGGAUGAGAGUUAAAUUCAGAUAAAGACAUCCUGGCUUUCAGCUUGUCAGAAUAAGGGCCGCGCCAUUUCCAUCAAAAGCUUGCUGAUUUUGCUGUAAGCACUUUACAUAUGAUUAUAUUCAAGGUAUUGGAACGAGGUUUUCCACUUGAGUGGCAGUGGCUAGGACUCCAAUUUACAAGUGGAUUGGCAACCAUUGUACAGCUUAAGACAAAAAGCUCUGUUUCAAUGCUGAUAAUCCAGUUUGGCACUUAGCGCAUUGUAUAUAAAUCUCUAAAGCUGCCUCGUUCUGUAUAUAAUUUUUCAGCCGUCUUUUCCUUUUGUUCUCAGACGUUCACACUGUAUUAGAGCUGAACAAUUCCCUGCGGCAUCAAUAUUGUACAGACAAUCAUUUGGUCAUUUGUUUUUUUCUUUCUGUCCUAUUUUUUUUCUUUCUUACAAACCUAUACAGACUUCAGCUUGUUGUUUCAAAAAAUAUGUGGCUUGUGUGAGCAAUUAUCAUAAUUCAACAUGCAGAACUGUGUGUCUUAUAGUUGAAAUGGGGAAGGCAAUGGGUAUGAUAUGUUUAUUUUACUGUACAAAAUACAAAACAAAAUAAACACUUGCCAUACCAUGAUUUAGACGUGCGUAAGAGAUUGUGAUAAUAUGAUGUGUUUUUUCUUAAUCGCCAUUUUAGGCUUGAUUCAAAGUGGAGAUGCCGUUGGUCAGCAAGUGUCCUCAUAAACAUGUCCUCCAAUCCUAACUGUUUUAGUGGAGCCCAUAAGAGUUCAGAUGGGGAAUGUACCAUGGAAUGGUUGUAGUUAUGUAAAUGGUAAGUAAGGGAGUGCUGAAAGACCAAGCAUGCUAAAUUUUCACGCGAUACGUAAGGGUAAAGAAUUACCUCCAAAAUAAUUUCUUCAAUGGCAUCUCGAAUCAAACAGAUGUUUCAACAAUCAAUAUUUCUAAAUUAUUUUACAUGAAAGGAGGGGUUCAGAAAGCGUUCAGGUGCGUGGCCAGUCAGGGCGCGCCAUGCUGCCUUAAUAACUUGCCAUCUGAGGGGAGGAUAUACUGUAAUCUGUUGGCUAGCUAGCCAAAAUGUUUACUACUCCCACCUCCGACAAGAACCUGAGUUUACCAUUAGGCUCUCCUUUGCGUUCUUACAAAACGUCUACCCUGAUCCACAAAGUAUUGCAUUCCUCCCCUCCUCACCGCCACCCUGUCUCUCUCCCUCCCCCUCCCUCCCUCUUUCUCACCCUCAUGCUCUCAAACUCUCUUUCUCGCCGCUCAAAUAGAUUAAUACACGCAACCAUACUCUGAACAAUUACACAAUAGGCCUAUGUGGUUCUGUCUCUUUUCUGGUACAAAAACAGAAAUUAGAAGAAAACAGCAACAACAGCGAAACGUCUGUGUCCAUCCCAAAAGAAGGGGAUACAAGAAAAAAGGCUCAUAUUGUUUUGAAGUUGUUUGGUAAUGGCCCUGGGCUAUACGGGCAUCUGUGAUGAUGAACUCUCUACACAAACAUCUUGCUUGGUUGAAUCAAACAAUAAAUUAAUCAAUGAAUAGAAAGAAUUAUUGAUCAUAUAUCAUGCCAAACUUAAGGACCGUCAAGGAGUGGGUCCAUGCCCGCUAAGGGUGGUUUACACGCAUCGCCAUGCUGGUUCCUCAUCACUGAUCCGCUACGGAGCGUGAUAAACACUGCAAAAUGUUUCUGAAAGUGCCAACUCCAACGUUCAUAGGAAAUUAUUACUAAUGCCGUCGAUUACCACGUACCUGUUUUCAGACACGUUUUUUCUUUUACUAAUUUUGUUCUCAUCUCACAUUGAGAAUGUGUUGCUGAUGGGAAAAAAAAAGUGUUAGGCGAAAAAAGCAACAGAACAGCAGAAAUAUCCCUGGCGAGUUCAGACCCAGAUGUAUUUGAGUCUUGUUAGUGUACUUGCUUUUGAUCGUAGGUUUGUCAGGAUCUGAACUGUUGAUAUAUUACACCCCUUAUAAUCCAACAGGUCAAAUAUUUUUCUUCUGAAUACUGUAUAUUCAAGCUCUGAGUAACUUAAUUUCCAUUUCAUUCAUACAACGUUAUCAAAAGAAUAACCAUUGUUUGCCUCAAUGUAAUGUACAUUUGUAAAUGAUAUUGGUUAAACCACUAUUUUCAGGCAGUGUCCCUCUCUAUGUAAGAAAAAGAAAAAAAAAUGCUGUAAUAUACCCGUAUUAGGUUUGUGAAUCUAUGAUGCUUUUGCUCUGUAUAUUUGGAGAAUAAAAAGAUGGUUUGAAA
Molecule: messenger RNA, 6898 nt
Organism: Gadus macrocephalus (Pacific cod)
Lineage: Eukaryota; Metazoa; Chordata; Actinopteri; Gadiformes; Gadidae
Product: kin of IRRE-like protein 3
Biological process (GO): synapse assembly; cell-cell adhesion
Cellular component (GO): cell-cell junction
Molecular function (GO): cell adhesion molecule binding
Source: RefSeq, a predicted model, not a curated record